Molecule: messenger RNA, 2274 nt
Organism: Diachasmimorpha longicaudata
Lineage: Eukaryota; Metazoa; Arthropoda; Insecta; Hymenoptera; Braconidae
Exons: 2
Coding region: 1-2274 (757 amino acids)
Biological process (GO): proteolysis
Molecular function (GO): aspartic-type endopeptidase activity
Source: RefSeq, a predicted model, not a curated record
AUGGAAUCACCCGGAUUGGACGGGAUUUACGACCCCCCCAACGUCUCGGAUGAUUCCAAGCUUAGCCAGCACACCAGGGAUCAGCUCUUCGGACAGCUACAGGGUGAUCCACCCAGCAUACGCUCUGAAUUCGUGGACGCCGAGCAACGACAACCCAGCAGACGCCACGUGGUCGUGGAACGAGAUCGGCCACUACAGCAACGAGCACCAUCCGACGAGUGUACCUCACCACCAUCGCAGGCCAUGUGGUCUCCACAGCAGCAGCAGAACCUGAUGGAGGGUAUGGCCCAAAUCAGCCGAGUAGCCGUGCAACUAGGAGAGUUCACACCGGAGGACCCUGAACUCUUCUUCGGCAUCGCCGACCACAGUUUUCACGCAGCCGGGAUCACUUCCGAAUCAACAAAGUUCGGCCAUAUCUGCGGGAAGCUCUCCAGGUCAAGGUACGCCACCGACGUGAGGGAUAUCAUCCUGAACCCUCCGGCGGACAACCCCUACACUUAUUUAAAGACGGAGCUCAUAAAGCGCCUGAGCUCUUCGCAGGAGGAAAAGAUCCGGAUGCUGCUAGAAAGCGCAGAAAUUGGAGACAUGAGGCCGUCUCAGAUUCUGCGCCACCUGAAGAGCUUAGCAGGACCCAGCUUCCCGGACGACGCUCUCCGGACACUGUGGGUCACGCGCCUUCCAGCCGACGUCCAGGUGUUAUUGGCCACCCAGCGCAAGGCCUCCCUCGACGACGCUGCAGAUCUGGCCGACAAGACCAUCCAGAUCCUGAGACCAAGGAUCCCGCCUGCUGCUCCGCAGGUCGCUGAGGCAGCGGCUCACAGCAUCGAGGCGCUUCUGAGCCUCAAGCUGUCCCAGAUGGCCCUCGACCUCGAGGGAAAACUCGGCGUCCUACAGUCGGAAAUCGAGAGCCUGAAGCGGUCCAGCAGAGGAGACGGAGGAUCCCCCCGCGGCCACAACUUCAGGCGAGAGAGGUCCAGGUCGCGCUCCACCCACCGGCAGCAGGGAACCGACCGGCUCUGCUGGUAUCACUGGAGAUUCGGCCCCGACGCCCGGCAGUGCACGAAAUCCUGCAGCUUCACCGCAGGGAAACGGAUCGGGCAGUCACUAAUGGCGGCUAGUGACUCUGCCCCAACGACGCGCCGCCUCUUCAUCACCGAUCAGGACACCAAGGUGCGGUUCCUGAUCGACACCGGAACCGAUUUGUGUGUGUUCCCACGACGUCUAGUGCGUGGGCCGCAACGCAAGUCAUCCUACGAGCUCUCGGCGGCGAACGGCAGCACCAUUGCGACGUAUGGUACGGUUUCCAUGGAUCUCAACCUGAAGCUGCGGCGGGCAUUUCCGUGGAGCUUCGUCAUCGCCGACGUCUCCAAACCCAUCAUCGGAGCAGACUUCUUGUUCCACUACGGACUCUUGGAGGACCUCCACAACGGCAGACUCGUGGACUCCAUCACCUCGCUCACCUCACCCGGGCAAGUCGAAGUGUUCGAUUUCCCGAGCAUUAAAACGGUGACAGGCAAUUCACGGUACCACGAGCUCCUUCAACAGUUCCCCAACCUCACCAGACCCGAUGGAACCGGGACAUCUCCGCGGCACGACACCAAACAUCACAUUCAGACCACACCAGGACCUCCAGUCUCCAGCAAACCACGACGUUUGGCCCCAGACCGCCUGGCCGAUGCCAAAAGAGAAUUCAGCGCCAUGGUGCAACGAGGUACAGCCCGACCUUCGAAUAGCCCAUGGUCUUCACCUCUCCACAUGGCCAAGAAGAAGACGGAUGACUGGAGACCAUGCGGAGACUACCGUGCGCUCAACGCUUGCACCGUUCCAGACCGCUACCCAGUGCGACACAUCCAGGACUUAUCGCAGGCACUCCGAGGCAAGGAGAUCUUUUCGACGAUCGACCUGGUUCGGGCGUACCACCAAAUACCGGUCGCCGAGGCGGACAUCCCGAAGACAGCAAUCACCACACCAUUCGGUAUGUACAAGUUCCCCUACAUGUCGUUCGGUCUUCGCAACGCCGCCCAGACCUUUCAACGCUUCAUUGACGAGGUACUACGGGACCUGGACUUUUCCUACGCGUACAUCGACGACAUCCUGAUAGCGUCCGAAACCCCAGAGCAACACCGGUACCAUCUGAGGACCUUAUUCGAACGCCUCCAGUCCUAUGGCCUCCUCAUCAACCCACAGAAGUGUGUGUUCGGCCAACCAGAAGUGAAGUUCCUGGGCUACCUGGUGUCCAAGGAGGGCACACGUCCAUUGCCGAAAAAAGUCUAA